CAGAAGGCUGCUGUCGACGAGUACUUCAAGCACUGGGACAACAAGAGCGCUGAGGAAGAGACUGAAGAGAUCCGUGCGGUAUGUUUGCGACUUACUCCUUUCCGAUAUUAAUGCUAAGCCUUGUACUAAUAUUUUGAUGUUCUAGGCCCGUCGUGCCGAGUAUGCGACCUUGACCAGACAGUAUGUAGCGCCAUUAAGACCCAGAAACAUGACUUCGAUUCUCAGUGCUGACUCGAAUUCGCUAUAGCUACUACAACCUUGCGACGGACUUCUACGAGUACGGAUGGGGUACCUCUUUCCACUUCUGCCGUUUCUCCCCUGGCGAGGGCUUCCACCAGGCCAUCGCUCGCCACGAACACUACCUCGCCCAUCAGAUCGGCAUCAAGUCUGGAAUGAAGGUUCUCGACGUUGGCUGCGGUGUCGGAGGCCCUGCCCGUGAGAUCGUCAAGUUCACCGACGCCAACGUGGUCGGCCUGAACAACAACGACUACCAGAUCCAGCGUGCUACGCGCUACGCUGAGCGUGAGGGUUUGGCCCACAAGCUGACCUUCGAGAAGGGUGACUUCAUGCAGAUGAAGUUCGAGGACAACACCUUCGACGCUGUCUACGCCAUUGAGGCUACCUGCCACGCUCCCGAACUCGAGGGUGUCUACAAGGAAAUCUUCCGUGUCCUGAAGCCCGGUGGUGUUUUCGGUGUCUACGAAUGGUUGAUGACCGAGGAGUACGACAACAGCAACGCCGAGCACCGCAAGAUCCGUCUCGGUAUCGAGCAGGGUGACGGUAUCUCCAACAUGGUCAAGGUCUCCGAGGGUCUUGACGCCAUGAAGGGAGCCGGUUUCGAGCUCCUCCACAACGAGGAUUUGGCCGACCGCCCCGACACCAUCCCCUGGUACUACCCCUUGGCCGGUUCCUUCAAGCACUUGACCUCUCCCUGGGACUUCUUCACGAUCGCUCGUAUGACCUGGUGGGGCCGUGGCAUUGCCCACCGUUUCGUCGGUGCCAUGGAGAAGGUCGGUCUCUUCCCCAAGGGCUCUCAGAAGACUGCCGACAGUCUGGCCUUGGCCGGUGACUGCCUUGUUGCCGGUGGUGAGAAGAAGCUGUUCACUCCCAUGUACCUCAUGGUUGGCCGCAAGCCCGAGUAAACGGUUUCAGCAAAAUACUUGCAUUAUGCGAUAACGCCUGUACAAAUCUUUCUGGGACAGCAUCCUAUUGCAUAGACAGCACGGCGGUCUAUGUUCUUUAAUAUCCGGGUUUCUUCUUUUUCCCUUUAUAUUUCCCUAUGUUUCAUUUCCUUUCUUGUGUGUCAUUAUAUUGCAUACCGCCGCGGGAUGCUUUGUUUUCGUUAGUGCAUUGUUUUUCCCAUCUCAUGUCCUGCCCAUACGGGAAUGGGCAGGCGUACGAAAUCAC
Aspergillus vadensis CBS 113365 is the source of this 1407-nucleotide messenger RNA. It is a transcript of the gene erg6, whose product is annotated as sterol 24-C-methyltransferase. Gene Ontology annotation, biological process: ergosterol biosynthetic process. NCBI's taxonomy places the organism in Eukaryota, Fungi, Ascomycota, Eurotiomycetes, Eurotiales, Aspergillaceae. The coding region runs from base 393 to 1142 and encodes 249 amino acids. Gene Ontology annotation, cellular component: endoplasmic reticulum. Gene Ontology annotation, molecular function: sterol 24-C-methyltransferase activity. The transcript has a single exon. The record is from RefSeq and is a predicted model, not a curated record.